Messenger RNA from Megalobrama amblycephala (Wuchang bream), 1206 nucleotides. RefSeq lists its product as uncharacterized. Bases 63 to 734 code for a protein of 223 amino acids. The record is from RefSeq and is a predicted model, not a curated record. The transcript has 2 exons. NCBI's taxonomy places the organism in Eukaryota, Metazoa, Chordata, Actinopteri, Cypriniformes, Xenocyprididae.
AUGAGGAGAGUGACAAUGCAAAAAACACUGAUGAAAAUGGUGCUAAGGAAAGUGAAAAGAAAAUGCAAGUAAAUGAGGGAGAAGAGGUAACGGUGACAGUGAUAGAUGGUGAAAUACCAAAUGGCCAAACAGCCAAUGGCAAUGCAAACAACAAUAAUAAUAACAACAGUAACCUAUUAUUGGACAACAAUGCCAGUUUGGCAGGAAUUAAUGAAAUUAAAGAAGAACCAGAGCUGCUGGACUUGUCCUCCUCAGGGGCACUUCCUUCACAGGAAGAGAUCAGGGCUUCUGACAUUUUCCAGCAACUUCAAGAGGACAGCUCAUGUGCCAAAUACUCACAAGACAUGAAAGAGGCAGAAGAAGAACAUCCCACUACCAAAACAUUGGCUUUCACGGAGACAGAUGACAACAAAAAAAUGAGUGCCUCAAGUUUUCUAGACGACAUAUUUGCAGGUUUUGAUGACAGUUCUAGUUUGUUUCAUGAAUUUAAGGAUGACAUUUAUAGCAAGGAAUCAGCUUCAUCUCAGCUGGAUGACCUUCUGGAUUUUGGAAUAGAAUUAAAGGGGGAGAUGGGCCAACAUACUGAGGCGGAAACGAGGAAGAAUCCGCUCGAUAAAAAUGACACCAAAGCUUCUGGGUUGCUGAGCGAAGCCAGCAGCCUCUGGCAGGAUGAAAAUGAAUUCUUGUCCGUAGAGGAUCAAAUUAAACAGAACCGAUAUUAUGAUGAUGACUGAUGGGGGGAAAAAUUAACACUCUGUUUAAUCUGCCAUACACUCAUUUAUACACAAUCAAAGUUUCUGUUAACAUCCCUUAGAACAGUCCCAAAGCUCUGUUCAUGGAGAGAUGAAUGUUAGCAUGCUUGUAUUGUAUUUUAUACUCAGCUCGCAGCAGACAGCACAUUUAACUGCAUUCUGAACGUUUUUAAAAGCUUUAUUUAAAGCACCUGGUGUGCAAGACAAAUUUGGGAAAUAUGAUAGUGAUUCUUUUUGUUUUUGCUGUAAACAUUUAAUUCAGAAUUCAUGUAUCUUUGCCUGUGUCUGUGUUUGCAGAUACUCUUUUACUUUCUUUAUAGAACAUUCAUAGGGGGUUAUGAUUUCUGCUUUUGUUUGAAAGAAUUUUUGAUUGUCUAUCUUAAGAUGGUUAGAAUGAAUUGUUUCCAUUAUACUGCUAAUGCAAUGACAAUAAAUAAAAACCAUGUUUCUGAAA